AUGGUUUGGCAAGGUAGAAAUACCUCUGCGGGGGUUGGAGGUCCGUCGCGUGAUCUGUCACAAAGAGGUCCACGAUUGCGGCCUCAUAGUAAAUUGGUAGGUUUUUCGAGCAAACGUGCAGUUUCUCUUCAUACUGCGCUGUUAAAGAAGUUUGAAAACUCGCAAUGUUAUAGGGAUUGGAAAAGAUAUGAAGGUGAAGGGAUUGGAGUCGUUCACAAAGUCUUAGAAUAUUUAAAGGUGGCAAGAGAUUCAACGUCGCUAUGGUACCGUGACGGUUUUCAAUCCAGCUAG
Molecule: messenger RNA, 291 nt
Organism: Enterobius vermicularis (human pinworm)
Lineage: Eukaryota; Metazoa; Nematoda; Chromadorea; Rhabditida; Oxyuridae
Source: the annotation of a GenBank genome assembly